AAUGUUGGACACGAAAAUGUCGGACACAUGAGAAUGUUGGACACGAGAAUGUUGGACUCGAGAAUGUUGGACACGAUAAUGUUGGACUUGAGAAUAUUGGACUCGAGAAUGUUGGACACGAGAAUGUUGGACACGAGAAUGUUGGACACGAGAAUGUUGGACACUCGAGAAUGUUGGACCCGAGAAUGUUGGACUCGAGAAUGUUGGACACGAGAAUGUUGGACACGAGAAUGUCGGACACAUGA
Messenger RNA from Closterium sp. Naga37s-1, 245 nucleotides. Lineage: Eukaryota; Viridiplantae; Streptophyta; Zygnematophyceae; Desmidiales; Closteriaceae. The record is from the annotation of a GenBank genome assembly.